This is a messenger RNA of Mycena citricolor, 2694 nucleotides long. The record is from the annotation of a GenBank genome assembly. NCBI's taxonomy places the organism in Eukaryota, Fungi, Basidiomycota, Agaricomycetes, Agaricales, Mycenaceae.
AUGGCGCUUGCGGGAAUCAAAGUCAUCGAGUUCGCGGGACUCGCACCCGGCCCAUUUGCCGGACUAGUGCUUGCGGACAACGGCGCUUCUGUGAUUCGAAUCGACCGACCUUCUGCUUCAUCUUCGGAUAUUCUAUGUCGAGGCAAGAGAUCAUUAGCUAUCAAUCCCAAGUCCGCAGCUGGCAAAGCGACGCUUAGAAGACUCAUCGCGAGUGCCGAUGUUCUCAUCGACCCGUACAGACCUGGAGUCAUGGAGAGGCUGGGACUAGGUCCGGAGGAUGGUAGGGUGAGAUUCUCUCUGGCUGGCUGGUCGUUCGCGAGACUGAACGGAGCCAAGAUUCCCAAGAGCAGGACCACACAAAAUAUGGCCGGUCAUGACAUCAACUAUCUCGCGUUGAGUGGGGUCCUGUCGAUGCUCCCUGGGAGCAAUGAAAAGCCCACAUUCCCUCUGAAUCUCUUGGCCGACUUUGGCGGUGGAGGGUUAACCUGUGCCGUGGGUAUUCUACUCGCGCUGUUUCAGCGUGUCAACAGUGGUCGUGGUCAAGUGGUAGAUGCAGAUAUGGUAUCGGGCGUGCGGUAUCUCUCCUCCUUCCCCCUGUUGGGUCUUUUGACCCCAACGUCUCCAUUUCAUGGAGGAGAACGCGGCUCCCGUCUGCUUGAUGGCGGGGCGCCGUUUUACGACGUAUACACCUGCAAAGAUGGACGCUGGAUGUCAGUGGGCUGUCUCGAACCCGCUUUUUUCAAGACAUUUCUUGGCCGCUUCAAGAAAGCGCUUCCUCGGGAUUUCAGAGUAGAAGGGUGGGCGCCAGAGUCAGAAUCUGUGCAGUUCGACACGGAUCAGUGGCCGAAACUCAGACAAUAUUUCGCUGAGGGCUUCAAAGUGCAUGAUCGAGAUUACUGGACAGCCGUAUUCCAUGGCAAGUUGAGCGUCAUGGAUCCUACAUCCCCCUUUCCCGUACCACACCCUCGCAUCUCCGACUUGGAGCAUGCGCCGCAGCGAAACUCCCGUAGCUUGCAUCUACCUGCAGGCCUUCAUACGAUGGAGAUUCUGCGCGAGUUGGGCGUGCAGGACAGCGAAAUUGAUGCAAUGGUGACAGCGGGUCAUGCCAGCGUCACUAUCCUCAGUUCUCACCGUUGCUCUGCCGCGAUGUCUAAACAAUUCACUCUCGAGGAAGUGGCUAAGCACAACAAGGCCGGUGACGUCUGGGUUGUCAUCGACGCGAAAGUCUAUGACUUGUCCAAGUUCAGCAACAUGCACCCAGGAGGUCUCGCUGUCCUUUUGGAUCCCGAAGUCGCUGGACAAGACGCGACGGAAGCCUUCUAUGGGCUCCACCGUGCAGAAGUGCUCGUGAAACCGCAGUACCAGAGGCUGCAGAUCGGCACUAUCGUCGGCCAGCAAAGCCUAAUUCAGACCCCCACGCCAGGCCUUAUCAGCAAGGUUCCAUAUGCGGAGCCGUCCUGGCUGGUGGAGGGGUAUCACAGUCCGUACUACACCGAGAACCACAGGCAAUUCCAACUGGCGAUGCGCAAGUUCGUUGACGAGUUUGUGACCCCCGAAGCUGAGGUCAAGGAGGAGAAUGGAACGCGCGUGUCGCAGGAGCUGUUGGAUCGUAUGGCUGCGUUGAACAUUCAUGCGAUGCGGCUGGGACCCGGGAAACACCUCAAGGGGCUUACUCUCAUGAACGGCCUCGUAGAACCCGAGAAAUUCGACUACUUCCACGAGCUAAUCGCUAUCCAAGAGCUGACCCGUUGUGGAAACCGCGGUUACGGAGACGGGCUUCUCUCUGGCAUGGUCAUCGGUCUCCCCCCGGUGCUCAACUUCGGUAGCGAGGAGGUGAAGGCGAAAGUGGUCCCAGAAGUUCUGCAGGGCAAGAAGUUCAUCUCGCUCGCUAUCUCUGAAGCGCAUGCUGGUUCGGAUGUGAUGGGCCUGCAGACCACCGCUGUCAAGAGCGAAGAUGGCAAGGAGUGGAUUAUCAAUGGAACGAAGAAGUGGAUCACCAACGGCACGUUCUCGGAUUACUUCACUGUCGGGUGCAAGACCGAGGAUGGCUUUACUGUCAUUCUCGUCGAGCGUGGACCUGGUGUCGAAACAAAGCCGAUCAAGACUAGCUACUCUGCUGCAGCCGGAACUGCGUUUAUUACCUUCGACAAUGCUCGGGCACCUGUCGGCAACACUCUGGGCGAAGAAGGCGGAGGCAUCUUUGUGAUGCUGAGCAACUUCAACCACGAGCGCUGGGUGAUGUGCUGCAACUCGGCCCGCGCUCAACGUGGAAUGGUCGAAGAGUGUCUGAAAUGGACGAAUCAACGCAAGGCUUUUGGCAAACCGCUCAAUUCGCUUGCAAUCAUCCGUUCGAAGCUCGCUGCGAUGAUAUCGCGGGCCGAGAGUUGCCAGACCUGGUUGGAAUCCAUCAGUUACCAGAUGUGCAACAUGUCCUACAAACAGCAAGCAUCUAAGCUCGCUGGACCGAUCGCAUUCUUGAAAGCAUAUUCCACUUCGUGCGGCCAAGAAACAGCGGCAGAUGCCGUCCAGAUCUUCGGUGGGCGAGGUAUCACCCGCACGGGAAUGGGCCGAUAUGUCGAGCAUUAUCACCGCACGAUUGCAUUUGACGCGCUGCUUGGAGGUGCUGAGGACGUGCUCAGGGAUCUCGGCGUCCGGCAAGCGAUGCGUGCCAUGCCUGCGGACGCGAAAUUGUAG